AUGGAUGCGUGGAAUGAGAUCCAAGAUUCCAGUCCCGCACAGAAGGAUUUGGGGAAAAGUGGCGGGGAUGAGAGCGCUCGUCUUUUUUUGUUUUUUGCAGGCUUUGGUGGGCGUCAGCCUGGAUGGAUUGAGUGGUUCGUGUCGGCUCGGUGGAAGUUUGGGAUCUUCGCUGGGGUCAUCUCCUUUGUGCCUGGGCUUUGCUCGGGUCUUUUGGGAAUGGAUUACGGUGUUAUGGCAUACUGGGCUCAAUGGUUUGGGUAG
This is a messenger RNA of Letharia columbiana, 261 nucleotides long. RefSeq lists its product as uncharacterized. NCBI's taxonomy places the organism in Eukaryota, Fungi, Ascomycota, Lecanoromycetes, Lecanorales, Parmeliaceae. The record is from RefSeq and is a predicted model, not a curated record. The transcript has a single exon. The coding region runs from base 1 to 261 and encodes 86 amino acids.